Molecule: messenger RNA, 2349 nt
Organism: Lactuca saligna
Lineage: Eukaryota; Viridiplantae; Streptophyta; Magnoliopsida; Asterales; Asteraceae
Source: the annotation of a GenBank genome assembly
AUGCAAAUACGCUCUUUGAGAGUCCCAUACCCACUGAUACAAACCAUUGUUCUACGCAAUGUACGCCAUAUUCAACAAGGAAAUAAUGGGAUUAUCGUUUCCUUGGAAAGAUGUUUAUUUGGAUUGUUCCCUGUUCCUCUUGGUGCACAGAUUGUACAACUGACAGCAUCUGGAAACUUUGAAGAAGCUUUAGUAUUAUGUAAGAUGCUUCCACCAGAAGAUUCAAGUCUACGAGCCUCAAAGGAGCAAUCAAUUCAUAUCAGAUAUGCACACUAUCUGUUUGAAAACGAUAGCUAUGAAGAAGCCAUGUAUCAUUUUGCCGCAUCGCAAGUGGAAAUAACCUAUGUGCUUUCUUUAUAUCCAUCUAUUGUUCUUCCCAAACCAGUUGACAAAAGUACUGAUGUUAGUGGGGAGUCAACCUUAUCAAGAGUCAACUCUGGUACAACUGAAUACUAUACAGACAGUUCUCCAAGUUCUCAAAUCAGUCAAAUGGAAUCUGAUGACAUUCCUGCUCUUGAACCCAAGAAAAUGAACCACAAUACUUUAACAGCUCUCAUAAAAUAUUUGAAAAAAAAGAGGCCCAACAUUGUUGGAAAGGCUGCUGCUGAAGGCACUGAGGAAGUUGUUUCAGAUGCUGUGGGCCAGACUACACGUUCCAAGAAAUCAAACAAGGGACGAGUGAAUAUUCCUACUGAUUCUGGUGCUAGAGAGAUAGCAGGAAUAUGUGACACUGCACUUCUGCAAGCUUUACUUUUGACUGGUCAAAUUGUUGCUGUUUUGGAAUUACUCAAGGGUUUUAACUACUGUGAUAUGAAGAUAUGUGAGGAGCUGUUGCAGAAAGGAAAUCAUGAUGUUUGUUUGUUAGGGCUUUAUAAAUACAACUCAAUGCAUCGUGAAGCUCUUAAACUUCUUCAUGAAUUAGUGGAGGAUUCCAAAUUAGAUCAACCCAAAAUCACCACCAAGAAUAAGUUCAAACCUGAGAUGAUAAUCGACUAUCUCAAACCUCUAUGUGGGAUUGAUCAUAUGCUUGUGUUAGAAUUCUCAACAUUUGUUCUUGAAAGUUGUCCUACAAAAACAAUUGAGCUUUUUCUAUCAGGAAAUAUCCCUGCAGAUUUGGUUAAUUCUUACCUAAAACAACAUGCUCCUACCUUACGUGCCACAUAUUUGGAACAAAUGCUUUCAAUGAAUGAAGAUGGAAUCUCACCACAUCUUCAAAAUGAAAUGGUGCAAAUUUAUCUUUCAGAAGUGCUUGAUUGGCAUGCUGACCUCACUGCUCAAAACAAGUGGGAUGAAAAACUGUAUAUUCCACCAAGGAGAAAACUCAUAACUGCAUUACAGGGUAUUUCAGAAUAUAAUCCUGAAGCUUUUUUAAAAAGAAUCCCACCAGAUGCUUUAUAUGAAGAAAGGGCAAUCUUAUUAGGAAAAAUGAAUCAGCAUGAACUCGCAUUAUCCAUAUACGUUCAUAAGCUUCAUGUUCCUGAAUCGGCCCUAUCGUAUUGUGAUCGAGUAUACGAGUUGGGAGGAGCUCAUCAACAAUAUGGAAAAGCUCAAGGAAACAUAUACUUAACUUUAAUGCAAGUUUACAUGAACCCUAGAAAAACAACGAAAAACAUCGAAAAAAGAAUCACGAAUUUGGUGACUUCAUCGAGCACUGGUAAUUUGAAGAGUGCGUGGUCAUCAGUUAGGGGUAAAGGAAAAGGGUUAGGUAAGAAAAUUGUAGAGAUAGAAAGCGCGGAAGAUUCUAGAAUCAAAGCAAGUAGUGGUGAAUCUGGGAGAAGUGAUUAUGAUACAGAUGAUGUUAUUGAGGAAAGAAGCUCAACAGUUAUGCUUGAUGAAGUGCUGGAUGUAUUAAGCCAGAGGUGGGAUCGGCUUCAUGGAGCGAAAACUGUUAGACUCUUGCCUAAAGAGACUAAGUUACAGAGGUUGUUUCCAUCGCUGGGACCACUCAUGAAGAAGACGAGUGAAUCAUGUCGGAAUUUUCAAGUGAUCAAGAGUUUGAGACAAUGUGAGAACCUACAGGUUAAAGACGAUCUGUAUAAGCAAAGAAAAGGAGAAUUGAAGAUCACGAGUGAUAGUGUAUGUUCCCUUUGCAAUAAAAAGAUUGGAACGAGUGUUUUUGCGGUGUAUCCGAAUGGAAACACCAUUGUCCACUUUGUUUGUUUUCGUGACUCGCAGAAUAUGAAAGCCACCAGAAAAGGAUCCUUUUUAAGAAAGCGAUAAAAACAUGUUUUUUUCAACUCCAGAUCAUUGCCUAAUUCAAUAAGUUAAACGUCCAACAGGCUAAAGGCAUUGUAUAUAUAUGGUUAAUAAUGUUUCUUUCAUGUUCUAAUCGAGCUUCAGUUUUGUUGG